AUGAAGUCUGAUGACAAGGAUGGACCUAUAUUGACAAGCCCUAAUAAUAAUUACAAGCUGGAGACUCUGGAGGUUGAGGUAGAGAUCAAAUCCAACGCUGACAAAUUGUACAGGGUCUUCAGCAACCAGCACCACGCCUUUCCCAAGGCCCCCUCUGAUCAUGUACACGAUGUUGUAGUUCAUGAAGGUGGCUGGGAAACUUCUGGUUCCAUCAAGCUUUGGACAUACACCACGGAGACAUAA
Prunus armeniaca (apricot) is the source of this 243-nucleotide messenger RNA. The record is from the annotation of a GenBank genome assembly. Lineage: Eukaryota; Viridiplantae; Streptophyta; Magnoliopsida; Rosales; Rosaceae.